AUGGAUUCUUCUUCAAAUCCUUAAGAAAAACAAAAUCAACUUAGAGAAUUGCUUAUGUAGACUUCAUUAAAUGAUAACUUAAAAAUAAAUUUAGUGUAAAGCGAAACAAAUAUUUUACAAAAAAUUGAAGAGUAAUUAGACUCUCAAGACAAUACAAAAAGAAAUGUAGAGAAAUUAUCUCUAAAGAGACUAUCCUUACUUCAUAAAGAUGGUUUCACUCCAAAAAGAUAAAGCAUUGUUAAAUCUCAAACACUAGCAAUAGAGCAAUCGGAAAAAUAAAAAACUAUUCCUCUUAAAAAAUUUAGAAAAGCUGCACUUGGAAUUCAAUUUGCUAAUGCCUUAGGAUCAGAAUUAUAUGAUACAAAUAAAAGACUACUAUAAAAAACUAUUGUUGAUAUUUCCGAUCCUAUUCAUUGUCAACUUGUUAUAGAUGUAUUAAAGAAGAAACAAAGAACUAAAAAAGAAAUUGACUUUAUCUCAAAAGCUGUCUCUAACUUAAAUUUCUUUGAAACUAAAAAAUAAGAGCUAGACCAAAAAUUGUAUGAAUAACUUUUUGCAAGCUUGAGUUAUGAGUUCUUUUAAAAGGAAGAAGUAAUCUAUCACCAUGGUGAUCAAGGAAAGAAAUAUUAUAUCAUCCUUAAAGGUUCAUGUUCUUUAUUAGUUCCAAAUACACAGAAUGAAAAUUUUAAAAGUAGUAAUUUGGUGAACUUCUAAGAAGAGUUUUAAAAGCUAAAAGAAAAAUAUGAUCAAUGCAGAAAUAAUAGUCUUUUAAUGUGCUCUCCUCAACUCAAAUCUAUUAAUUUCUCUCCAAAGAUUAAGGCAUUAAAUUUAUCUCCUAAUUAGAAAUAGCAUAUUCCAAGAGUUAUUCAAUCAAUUUAAGAAAUAUAAGAAGGAGAUUUACAUGGUAAUGAUUUUCACUAAGUAUAACAAAACAGAUAAAAUUAAAUGCUUUAUUCUUAGCCUUUAUCAAAAAAAUAAUUUAAUGAGAGCUCUUCUUUUGUUCAGCAAAGAAAAUAAGAAAACAAUAUCUCUGUGGCAAUAUAAAACAGUGCAAUUAAUGGAGAUUUUAAAAAGAGUGAACAGUCUUCUCCAUUGCAGCCUCUUUAAAAAACUCUUUCUACUAAAAAUAUUCCAAAGCUAGAUCAUAGUUUGAUGUCAAAUAAUACUGAUAACAUUGCUAAUUUCAUCAAUUACUGUUUUCCUGAUUUUAAUUUAACUUGCAAUUUCAAGUAAGGAGACUCAUUCGGUGAUGUGGCCUUGCUAACUAGAUCUAAAUAAUAGGGGACAGUUGUUUGCUAAGAAGAUACUCAUAUAAUGAGUUUAAGUAAAGAAGCUUUUGAUAGAAUUUUGGGAGAACAAUAAAAGCAAAUAGUAAAAAAUAACAUAAGAUACUUGAAAUAAUUUAGCUUCUUAGAAAAUAUUCCAGAUUCUACACUAAUGAAUCUAAUGAACUACUUGAAGUAAGUUCACUAUUAAAAAGGCGAAAUAAUUUAUGAUCAAUUUGAUCCAAGCAGUUAUCUGUAUUUCAUAAAAAGUGGAGAAAUAGAGCUUUCAUAAAUUGUUGAAUUCCCAGACAAUCACAAAGAAGAAGUUCAUUCUUCUUAAAAUGUUGAUGAAAAAACACAAAAAUAAAAAUUUCCUACAUUUAAUCACAUAUAAGAAGAAAAAUUAAAACAAAAAAAUCUAAAGAGAGUUAAAUUUGCUUUGAUUGGUGCAAAUAAUUGCUUUGGAGAAAAAGAAAUAAUACAAAACACUCCUAGGACAUAGAUGGCUAAGUGUAUAUCAUAGGUUGCAGAUAUCUAUUGCUUAUCUAGAGAACUACUAAUUAGUUACCUUAAAUUAUAUGACGGAAUUAAAUUAUUUAACAAAUUUAAUGCAUAAAAAGAAAAUGAAAGGUAAAAAAGAAUAGAUCAAGUUGUCAAAGUGUAAAGCAAUAUAAAAAAGAAAUUAGAAAAAGAAUACCAACUAAUAGAUUACAAGGCUAAAUAGAUACAAAGCCGUUUGCCAUCUCUUCCUGAUUUAGUUUCUCCAAAAUACUCUGUAAAUGAUUUGUCCUAAAUUGAAGCUUGUAUUAACAACUAAAAUAAAAAAUAAAAUCUAAUUCAAUCAAGCUUACAUUAGACUGUUGGAGAAAGUGAAUUAACUCAUUUUUAACCAUAUUUAAAUUAAAAUGAAAACACGUCAAUUUAAAAGCUGAAUUAAGGAUUAUUGUAGUAGUCUUUCCCAUCAAUAAAUAAUCUUCCUUAGAUACAAUUAAAGGAUUUAUCAAAGUAAAAAUUAUUUAUGGAUAUCAAAAAAAUUUCUAAGAAGAAGAGAAACAUUUAUAAUUAGCUUGCAAACUCUUAGAGUUCAAGUUCAUUAGAAAAUCAGCUUAAUUCAAAUGAGUAACCAAAACACUAAAAAGCUAAAAAAAAAGUUGAUAAGCUAGAAAUAAUUUUUGAUUAUUUUUUUGAACAAACACCAUUGUUAAAUAAAGUAUUUUCAUAAAGAGACCACCUUAAACCUAAACCUAUAUUAAGUAAAUCAAUAGAGAGCAACAACAGGAUCACAAAUUAAAUAAUCAGUUCAUUUACAUCAAAAGGAGAUUAGUCUAACUAAAAUGUGAAUAUUUCCUCUUUUAAUUAGGAAUAUAUCAUUCCAACUAUAUCUAAUUAGGCCAUUACUUCUAGAAAAGAUUUAGGCUAUUCAAAUAUUCUAAACAAUCAAUCUAAUAUAUAAUCACUUUCAACAAAUAAUGAGUUAUCUAGCUACCCAUAAAAAGAAAUCAUCCCAACAAUAAAUAACAUAAAUGAUGAGUAAACUCCUUAUUUAAAAGUUUUAUUGUAUGGAAACUAAAAUUUAGUCAAAGAUGAUAACUUAUUAAAAAAAUAAAGCUAAAAUUAAGAGCAAUAAUAUCAUGCACACUAAAACUAAGAAAGGAAGAGCUAGUCAAAGGAAAAAAAUAUUCAUGUCGAAAAGUUAAAGAAAUAAAAUGCCAACAAAUCUUUAAAUGUAAAAUAGUAACAAGAAAUUUCUUCUAAAAGUGAUCUUCAGCAAUCAGGUGAAAUAAAAUCGUUUGAAAAUAUAAAUAGGUCUAGAAAUACAUCUUUAUAAAAAUAAAAUCUACCUCCAUUUUUAUCUGCAAGAAACAGUCUUGGUUAAGUAAAGCAAAACAUUUUGUCUGCUUUUACUUCUUUGGCACCUCAGAAUUAAUAGAUUAAUAAAAUUUUGAACUUAGAAAUAUCACCUUCGUGCUAAUCCCCUAUCAAUCUAUAAAAUGGCCUCAAUCAUUUCGUAUCUCCAAGAGGUUUUGCAGCUCAACACAAAAUAUUUAAAAAAUAAUGA
Messenger RNA from Tetrahymena thermophila SB210, 3324 nucleotides. RefSeq names its product cyclic nucleotide-binding domain protein. The record is from RefSeq and is a predicted model, not a curated record. The transcript is spliced from 8 exons. NCBI's taxonomy places the organism in Eukaryota, Ciliophora, Oligohymenophorea, Hymenostomatida, Tetrahymenidae.